Molecule: messenger RNA, 4448 nt
Organism: Struthio camelus australis
Lineage: Eukaryota; Metazoa; Chordata; Aves; Struthioniformes; Struthionidae
Source: RefSeq, a predicted model, not a curated record
AUGUCAGACAGGGUGACGACAGCGCUGCAAGAAGAGGAGCCGGUGCGUAUCUGCUCACAGCCUGCUGUCCACGCCGGCACGUCCGUCCGGCUGAGCGAGCGUGGCGCUCCUGUAGCCAGAACUGCCCCAGACCGCCAGCUUGACUUCAACGCCGUCGUCUUCCUACCGCAAGCGCUGCGGAGGGAGGGUGUCCAGGCGCCACCUCGAGCAGGCGGCGAUGCUCUGGAGCAGGACCGCCUGCUCUCACGCGAAGGAAGCACACCAAAACACGCAAAGAAGGUGGCAACAAAAAUCUAUGCCAUACCAAGUGCAGAUCAGAUUCGUAUCACAACAUCCUUGAAAAGCCAAAGAGGAUCAGUAUGGACAAAAAACAAAUCAAUGUUUGAAUACUGGGAGAUUGAGGUGACAUUUCGAGUUACGGGAAGAGGCCGCAUCGGAGCUGAUGGACUGGCAAUCUGGUUUACAGAAGAGCAAGGCUUGGAAGGUCCUGUUUUUGGGGCAGCUGAUGAAUGGAAUGGUGUUGGAGUUUUCUUUGAUUCUUUUGACAAUGAUGGAAAGAAAAAUAAUCCUGGUGUGAUUGUUGUAGGCAACAAUGGAAAACUUUCGUAUGACCAUCAGAAUGAUGGUUCCACGCAAGCACUGGCAUACUGUCAGAGAGACUUCCGUAACAAGCCCUAUCCUGUCCGGGCAAAGAUUACAUACUACCAAAAAACAUUGACUGUGUUAAUUAACAAUGGCUUUACUCCAGAUAAGGAAGAUUAUGAAUUUUGUGCAAAAGUGGAAGAUAUGGUGUUGCCAUCACAAGGAUAUUUUGGAAUAUCUGCAGCCACAGGGGGGCUUGCAGAUGACCAUGAUGUCCUGUCUUUUCUGACCUUCCAGCUGACUGAACCUGGCAAGGAAGUACCUACACCAGAUGCAGAAAUUCCUCAAAAAGAUAAAGAGAAGUAUCAAGAGGAGUUUGAACACUUUCAGCAAGAACUGGAUAAAAAGAAAGAGGAAUUUCAGAAGGAACAUCCUGAUGUGCAAGGACAGCCAGCUGAUGAUCUUUUUGAAACUGUGAGUGAUCGUGAACUGAGGCAAAUCUUUGAAGGACAGAAUCGGAUUCAUCUUGAAAUCAAACAGCUUAAUAGGCAAUUGGAUAUGAUUCUGGAUGAGCAGAGGAGAUAUGUCUCUGCAGUGACAGAUGAGAUUGCCAAAAGAGGAGCUGGUGUUCCAGAUCAACAAGGACAGAUUUCCCAGCAAGAGAUUGAUGCAGUUGUGAAAACUCAAGAAGAGGUCCUUAGACAAGUGAAUGAAAUGAGAAGUUCCAUGGCUGACACGCUAAGGCUGGUCAGUGGAGCUCAACAUCCGGGAUCUGCUGCGGGGGUCUAUGAAACAACUCAGCACUUUAAUGACAUCAAAGAACACCUUCAUGUAGUAAAGAGGGACAUUGAGCAUUUAGUCCAACGAAAUAUGCCAUCUAAUGAGAAAUCCAAGUGUCCAGACUUGCCACCUUUUCCAUCAUGUUUAUCUACAGUGCACUUCUUCAUAUUUGUAGCAGUGCAAACAGUGUUAUUCAUUGGUUAUAUCAUGUAUAGGAGUCAACAAGAAGCAGCAGCCAAGAAGUUCUUUUGACGACUUGUUCCUUUUGUGUGUACAUAUCAGUAUGCACAGAAAAUUAUACAAUUCUGUAAAUGAGGGAAAUUUUAGUGUUUGAUAUACUUCAAUAUUGUAAAUUAUUGCAUUUUGUUAAACAAAAUGAGUUACUGUUUAAACUGUUAAUGCUAAAGUUAAAAACAGACCGGGGAGCAGUGGAGCAAAUACUAGGUAGGGGAAGGCCAAGAACCCUAUCUAGGUCUAUGUUUCCAGCUAAAUUUCUGAUAAAUAGUGUGGAUUUGUUAACAUUCAAGAAGAGGGAAUUAAGACACAAAGAUUUGAUGGUUGUUGAUAAUAAAAGUUGCAAACUGAUGAUUUGUGCAGAAAGCCUACCACUAAGUAUCCUGACAUGUCAGUUUUUUCCUCUUCCUCACUUCUCUGUUUCGGGGGAAAAAAGUUGUUACGAACAUUUCAUUUCUUUGCCAUUUGGAUUUAAUGUUUUUUAGAAUGAUUUAGUAAAUUCUCACUCUUCAUGAAAUGUAGAUUUACAAAUAUUUUUUUAAUAUGUGGACACAAAGACAGGCCUUUAACAGUCCAAAUGUUGGUAUCUGGUAUAGAAAGCAAACAAUGCAGAAUAAGCAAACAAAGGCUUAUCUCCCUAUUUUGGGUUUUGUUUUUAGGUAGUGAGAGAAACACUGAUAGAGUAGUCUCCUUGAGUAUAUCAUGGGAUUGAUUUCUGUUUUGGAGUUUCAAGUCUGUGUGUAAUUUUGUUUAGAGAUUUGUAGAACCUUUUCAGCAAAGAUAACACUGGUUACACCUCUUCAGAUCUGAUUUUGUUAAGGGCAUAUUUAAUCUGGGAAUUUGCUUUACUUUUAUAAAGCUGUCUUGUGUCUUUUUUGAAUCAAAUAUGGAUACUUUGAUUUAAAAUCUUGAAGCAGCAAGUAUUCUGAACUACAAACAUUGAGUGUUAUCCAUUUCUUCACAAGCUGUUUCUGCAGACGUGCUUGUUAAUCCAGUAGCUGUUGCAGAACCAGUACUGUGCAUCAACUCCUGGUUUAAUAUCAAAGGCAUAAGACUGAACACUUGCUUUUGAUUUUGCUUAUCAUGUGCAAUUUGCUUCAGGAAAGAAACAAAGGAGAUAGCCCAAAUUGGGAACGUGAAAGGGAUUCUUUUUGCCUUGUUUACAUAUCUGUGGUAACUUUGUCCUUGAGUUGCUUGUGUGUAGAAUUGGGAUAGAAUUUUUAAAUUCUAUAAAAUGCACAAAUGCAUCAGAAUAUUUCACUUUUAAUUCUGAAUCUCUUUAUCUGAAGACCUGCAACAACUAUCUAGAACCUAACAUACAACUUCUACUCCUUUGGAGUGCAACACAUGCUGCCAAAGUCACUAUAAUGGAGAACAUUUUAGUAUUGUGCCUGACAAUGUGAAGGAAUGAUAAAUCUAUGCAAUACAUUUUGUUACUUAAAUUACAGAACGUCCAGAAAGUGGGUGCCUGUGCUAUACCAGUAAAAUGAUACUACCUACACACCUAUCUAUAUAGCUACAGUAUGUAGUAUGCUGUAAGUGGUAUAGCUUAAUAAAUUCAUUCCUGAAUUUGAGAUGAUUUUGUUUGCUGUACUAAUUGGAGAAAUUACUGCCUCAAGCUAAUCUUGCUGAAUAAAUAGGGUAGGUCAAUAACCCUUCGGAGAACCACAGUAACAUAUGGGAAUUUAUUCUUUCAGUUCUCACACCAGCAAAUAUUUACAGGUGCCUUGAAUCUAAGCUAUUGCAACCCUGACUCUAUUCACUAAAUGUAAUACGUCGUCUUAAACUACUCUGAAAACGUACAAUGUUGUUCCUUUCAGUCCCUAGCUUUCCUACAUCAGUGCAACACCUAAAGAGAGCUCCCUCGCUCACAGCAGGCUUUGUAGGACCUUCCAUAUGGAAAGGCUGAAAAGUAGGUCCGCAUAUCUGGCAUGAUGAGGAGCAGCUCUUAAGUAUUAAGUUGGAGGAAGCAUGUGUUUCUCUCUGCUGUGAAUUUCUCUGACUAUACCUUAGUUCCAAAAAGCUGAAGCAGCCUGUGCUGUUGUGUCUUGUGUUAGGAAGAAGAGAAGGCUGGAGGUGGUGUCUAGGGACAAACUUGCACCUACAGUUUCGUUUUCAGUAUGGCGCUCAGCUGCUGUGUUUAUGCUGCUAAUAGAUCCACCUGUCUCCCAUGUGUAACUGGGAAUCUUUUGCAUUGGGGAGCAGAAGGUCUAAAGCGUAACAUCCAGAAAGUGGUACUUUGCUUCAUGCCUAGUUUAGGUCACAUUCAUCUCUUCUUGGAACUUCCAUAGUUGCCUUGCCAUUCCCUGGAGCAAAUGAAAGCUCCUAAUCGUCUAGCCCAAACUUUGUCCUCUCUGUUCUUGAAGUGGUUGCAACAAAUUCUGACUGUAGACUAUUUAUCAGUAAAAGUAGCCUCUGAUUAUGGCUACUAGAAGUUUCUUUCAACACUGUAAACGUUUCAUUUUGUCAAGUAAAAUUUUAGGACUAGAAGAAGACAGCUUAGAAUCCACUUUGACGAUAUGGAGGGGAACAAGCCUAGUAGUAUUGAACUGUGGAUGAUAAGUAGCAAAUAUUAUUUGGCAGUGACAAGAGAAUCCCAUUGUACUGGUCAGAGUAUAUUAAAGUAAAUUGUCACACCUGAAUCUUUUAAACAAAAUCCACAAUCAUGUUUGUAAAUUCCUAGCUUCCUGUUUGAGGCAAAUUUGACUUGUAUCAAUUACUGUAACAACCAAGACUUCUACUGUGUUAAAAAUUCAAACAGCUGACAUUUAAUGUUUAUUUCUGACAAAUGUAACUUGACAGUUGGAGUUCAAAGAUAACCUUAUUUGAAUAAAGAUACAUAUUUUCGGUAA